ACAAGGGGAACCCAACCAAAAACCCUCCCUCGUAUUUCAGUCUCUCUUUUUCUCUUUCCGAACCCUCAUUUCUCUCUCAUUUCUCUCUCAUUUCUCUUACUUCUCAUACAGCUUUGCUUGGAUUCUCGAUAUAUAUUUUCAGCUUCUGCUUUAUAGUGGAACUCCAAGCUCUUGUUGAUUUGCUUGACUCUUCAAUGGGGGAUGCUGAAAAUGCAACAUCUACAAAGAAGAGGGCUGCUGGAAGGGAGCUGUCACGAGAUAACCCUGGGCUUGAUGAUGAAGAAGAUGUUUCUGAGCAAGAGACUGGAACUUUCAAGCGGGCGAGUGAAGAGGUGCUAGCCACGAGAAGAAUUGUCAAAGUGCGUCGUGGUCCAACUGCCUCUGCUCCAUCUUCAAAUCCUUUUGCUGGAAUACGCUUAGUACCUCCAACUGAAAGUAGUGGAAGUACUGCAGAAGUUAAAAGUGAUACACAGGAAGCUGGUGAGAAAGCAAGUUCAGAUGAGGCAAAUGGAAAGGAUGUUUCCAAUGAAGCGACUCAAAAAGAUGGGGAUCACAGUGAUGAGCCAGCCGAAUGUAAAUUUGACACAUCAGAGGCUGAAUCUGUUCCAAAUGUGCAGAAUGUUGAUCAGAAUAGCACUGUUGUAAGCGAAUCUGCCAUAUCUAAGGUAGAUGAUAACGAAGUUGCUGAAAGCAAUAAGAUUGAAAAUGAAGAACCAGCAGGAGGAGAUAAAACUGGCAAUGAGGAAGUUGUAAGAGACGCUGAGAAGGAAGCUGAGAAUGAUGAAUGUGUAAGUGGUGGUAAGAAUGAAAAUGAGGAUCCUGCAAGAGGUGAUAAGAAUGAAAAUGAGGAUCUUGCAAGAGGUGAUAAGAAUGAAAAUGAAGAACCCAGUGCAGGAAAUGAGAUAGAAAACAAGGAAACUGGGGAACAAGAAAAAACAGAAAAUGAAGCAAACAAAGAAGGCAAAAGUGAAGCAGAACCUAGUAAGGAGGCUGCUCCUUUGAGCUCAUUCCAACAAUUAUCAAGCAGCCAGAAUGCCUUCACAGGUCUUGCCGGUACUGGAUUUUCAACAUCUACGUUCUCCUUUGGUAAUAUACCCAAGGAUGGGGCUGGCCUAACUACUAGUUUUGGUCUCUCCAAUAAUGGUAGCUCGGCCCUUUUUGGUACUUCAGGGUCUUCCAUUGUUUCCAAGAGUGAGAAAAGUGGCUUUCCAUCAAUGCAAGAGGUUGCAGUUGAAACUGGUGAAGAAAAUGAAAAGGUAGUUUUCAAUGCUGAUUCUAUAUUGUUCGAGUUUAUUGAUGGAUCUUGGAAGGAACGUGGAAAGGGGGAGCUGAAAGUCAAUGUCCCUACGAGCGGGACUGGCAGAGCGAGGAUUCUUAUGAGGGCUAGAGGAAAUUACAGGUUAAUUUUGAAUGCAAGUCUUUACCCUGACAUGAAGCUCACAAACAUGGACAAGAGAGGUAUCACCUUUGCCUGCAUGAACAGCACCAGCGAAGGGAAGGACGGUCUCUCAACAUUUGGUGUGAAGUUCAAGGAUGUAUCCAUAGUGGAGGAGUUUCGAGCAGCAGUCACUGAGCAUAAAGGUAAAGCUGCUUCUACAGUUCUGAAAACGCCUGAGAAUUCUCCAUAAGUACUCGACGAUCUGAAAGUUACACAGUGAAGAGAAGCUGCAUAUUUUCUGCUCUGGAGUGGAGUAUCUAUCGGAGGUCAUUUUACAGCUCGAGCGAGAGCAAGUAGUUUUUUUCGGUUCGGCAUUUCAUAAGCCAUUAUGUAGCAGAGUCGUAGAAUCUUACUCAUUUUGUUGUAGCUUUAUUUGUCACCAUAGACUCCUUUUCUGCUCAUAUCUUGGAUGGAACACAUCUUCAGACUGAAUAUGCUCCUAAACCAUGGGAUUGGCGGAAUCUCAUAAUUGUCCAUUUAACUUUGCGAUAUGAACCAGCUCUUUUGCGCUCUAGAUUGAGUACUUCUUUCUUCACACAUAGAAAGGCAAAAAAGAAAGGAAUGGAAAAUGCUACUUCUGUUGUUUGGAUAUUGGAUCAUCAUGAUAUCACAGCCUAUUGAAAGUUCUGUUUGAAACAAGUUGAGAUACUAUAAACUGCUCUCCUGGUUUUCA
Benincasa hispida (wax gourd) is the source of this 2111-nucleotide messenger RNA. RefSeq names its product nuclear pore complex protein NUP50A-like. Lineage: Eukaryota; Viridiplantae; Streptophyta; Magnoliopsida; Cucurbitales; Cucurbitaceae. The record is from RefSeq and is a predicted model, not a curated record. Gene Ontology annotation, biological process: intracellular transport. Gene Ontology annotation, cellular component: nuclear pore.